Molecule: messenger RNA, 2438 nt
Organism: Gigantopelta aegis
Lineage: Eukaryota; Metazoa; Mollusca; Gastropoda; Neomphalida; Peltospiridae
Product: E3 SUMO-protein ligase ZBED1-like
Exons: 3
Coding region: 1-1236 (411 amino acids)
Source: RefSeq, a predicted model, not a curated record
AUGGUUGAACAACUUGAUCCGAGGUACCAGUUACCAUCACGCACUUAUUUCGCUGAAACUGUCAUACCUAACAUGUACCAGGAAUGUCGUGCUGACGUUAUUUCCAGUCUCAAGGAUGUCCCAGUAGCACUCACGACUGAUGGAUGGACAAGUAGAGCAACCCAGUCUUAUGUUACUAUAACAACUUCUCACAUCACUGAAGACUGGAACCUGAAGUCAUUCGUACUUCAAACAAGAGAAUUGCCAGAGAGCCAUACAGGUGUAAACAUUGCUCAAGUUUUAACUGACGCAAUUUCUGAAUGGGGCCUUAACAAGAACCCUCCUUUGGUCACUGAGGUACACUCCUUUGGUCACAAAUAUGGAAGUUGUAUUCCUCAUAUUGGAUGCUACGCUCAUACACUCAACUUGGCAGCGCAGAGGGGCCUUAAGGUGAAUUCUGUGUCACGAAUUCUUGCUCGUGUACGGCGCGUCGUAUCCUUUUUUCACCGGAGUACGACUGCUGCAGCUUUGCUUAAAGAGAAAACCAAACAGCAAGGACUUAAAAAUGUUAAGUUACUUCAAGAUGUACCUACACGUUGGAAUUCUGCAUGUGAUAUGCUGGAGAGGUUUCUUGAACUGCAGCCCGCAUUCUAUGCCGCACUAGUGGCUAAAGAAAUCCGUAGCAAUGUGAAUGACAUAUCAACAUUAUCUGAGGCAGAUAUCACGAUAGCAGAGGACAUUGUGUCGUGCCUUCUUCCACUGAAAGCAAUUACUACUGUAUUGUGCACAGAGAAGAUGCCUACUGUAUCAAUCAUUCUUCCACUCCAGAGGAAAUUGUUGACAAGUGUCUUGGUGUCUACAGAGAUGGAUUCUGAUGUUUUUAAACAGAUGAAGAAGGCCAUGGCUUCUGAUUUGGAAAGCAGGUAUAGCAAUAAGCAGGAGUUUCUGCAAGAGUGUACUGCACUGGAUCCCCGCUUUAAAGUGUCAUGUGUGAAUGCAGAGCAGCAACAUGAGGUGUACCACAUACAUGCAGUUGAAGCAGCUAAUAUGAAACUACGACUUGUGUCUGUGAAGGUGGAACCAACCACAUCAACCACAACAGUUGCUGAUGACCUACCUGCAUUGCCAGUCAUGCUACCAGAUAUGGAAUCAGCUGAUGCACAGUCUGAUGUCAAACCAGUUGAUGAUGUCACUACAACCUCGACAAAGAUCACAAGUGACUCACUACUCAGUCUAGUUGUGCCAGUGGUGGUUUAGCCUCCAUUUUAGGUGAUGUUGUUUUCAUAAAGGAGGAGAUGUUACCCAAGAAAUCCAACUUGGAACAGGCAAUAUUCGAAAUUGAUGUCUUCAAAGGUCACGCGCUUAUACCGAUGUCAGAAGACCCAUUGGUAUGGUGGAAAGAACACCACUGGCAGUUUCCUCUUCUCUCACAGUUAGCCAGGAAACGGUUGUGUAUUCCAGCCACAUCAGUACCAUCAGAACGCGUGUUCAGUACAGCUGGGGACAUUGUCACAGCACAGAGGGCCGCACUCAAUGUCGUUCCCUUUCAAGUAGUUUAAGAGCGCUUCAAUGCAACUAGGUAUUAUGAAAUGGUUAGAUCGUAACAGUCUGUGUUUCUCCUUUUUGUUAACUGAUCUAUCGACCAGUUGACGAAUGAUCACUCUGUAGCGAUACAGACGUUUUUGUACACUGUCCGAGAUUGAAAUGUUACCACGUAGAAUGUUGUAGAUCACUUCAAUUAACGCCUUGAACUGUUCGGGUGAUGCGUGGAUCAACAGCGCACGUCUCUGUUUGAUGCAUGCAUCUUUGAGAAGUGUCAGGUAGCUCAAAUUGUUGCUAAUUAAGUCUGUCAUAAUUUACAACAUAAUCGGAUCUCCUUACUAUAAAAUAGUACGGACCACCCCAACAAUCUGGAAUGUCAACACCACGUGCAACAAAACGUUUAAGAGUCAAUAGCUUCAGACUUGCUUUUAUACCACUGCGAACCCUCCGAUAAUACUCUGUCUGGUUUACCACGUGGGUAUUCCACAAUAAUCCAAGAGUACUGCUUGAACAUGUCGUAUGCAAUCGCACUAAUGAGCAUUAUCGUACACAACACUGGUUUUAUAUUAGUCUUUAGGAAGAUAGACAGUACACAGUUCUCCAGGUAAAAUACCAGUACGUAGUCGUCCAUAUUCGGGAUUACUGUAUGGAGCCACAUCCACUAACAUAUAUCCAUAUUUUCUUGAUUGCACGGCAUCUUGAUAUGCCUCGGUAAAGUACUUAGACUGACCAGGAAAUAUCUGUGAAGCAAAAAUCUUAUAUUCAUGCGCUGAUCGCGCAUUAGCCAUUAACACAAACAAAUGGGUAUUUAAACUCAUGGUGCGAGAACACUUUCCUUUAGGGUAAAGACUUUGUUGUAAACUAAUGCAUGUAAUACCCAAAUGAUGUGAAAGAGUAGAAUAAACUUUCAACAUGAG